CAGCCCUCCGUAGCGCCGGUCGGGCGGCCUGACUGGCUGCUCGGGCUCUGACAUCACACAGUGGCCAGCUGUUGAUUUGGCGCUGUCUCCAAGGCUGGCCGGCUUGAUGGGUUGUGGCAGGUAGACUUGUGCUUGCGCAGCGUCGUCCCCUCCCUCUUUGCGAGAACCGUCACCCCCUCCCCUCUCCUCGUGCUCUCCUUUUUAGACCCCCCUCUUCCCACCUCGCACUCUCACUCUUCCGAGCGCGUGUGCAGGAGGCAGCAGCCAGAGGAGCGAGCUGGGAGGCGACUCCAGCCUCCUCUUCAGCAAAUAGUGCCUCCUGUCCACCAUGGAAACUAAAGAGCCGAGUAGCAGAAGGGAUGGAGGGUAGAGCUGCCGGGCAGGUCAGCGAGGGUCAUGUGGGUGUCGGAGGCCCCGGUUGCCGUGCAGAGCAGCUGAAGCAGACAUGGAAAAUAAGUGUCUGGCGGAAUCGGUAGGCUUGGCCCUGUCAACUUCACCAGCCACCUCCUCCUUUGCCACUACCUUCUCAACUGGCUACGCACCAAGUGCUCUGUCUUCGCCAACAUCUUCCUCAAAAAUUUGCAAUGAGAAUGUCUGAUAAAGCUGACACUGAAACAAUGAAGGUUUCCGAGGCUGACGACACCGCGUCAAAUCGAAAGGACAACGCCAUUCAGUCCGAGGUGUCUGAGAAGGGCGACAAAGACGAUCCUGGCAGCAUCAAUACAAAGGAACCCAAGCCAGUGAAGACAUGUAACUCUAACACCAGGCUAAGGCUUGUUCGCAGCCUGGCAAUAUGUGAGGAGUCCUUCCCUUGUCCAAUUCUUGAGCCGUCAGCCGCACCUCAGGAUGAAUGCCUUCUUGGAGUGUUGGAAAAGGAAGAUGGAGCUACACAGGAACAGGCUGAGAAAGAAGUUUGCUUCGACAAGGCAAACAAAGCUGACAAAAACCAGAGAAAAGGGUUGUCCAGAGAUUCCAGUCAGGACUACACCGACUCCACUGGCAUAGAUCUCCAUGAGUUUUUAGUCAACACAUUAAAGAGCAACCCCAGGGACCGAAUUAUGCUGCUCAAGCUUGAACAAGACAUCUUGGACUUCAUCGGCAACAACGAAACCCAAAAAAGAAUAUUCCCACCUAUGACGUCCUAUCAUAGGAUGCUGUUGCACCGCGUGGCCGCCUACUUCGGGAUGGACCACAACGUGGACCUGACCGGAAAGUCUGUUGUCAUCAACAAAACCACCAGCACAAGAAUACCCGAUCAGAAAUUCUCCGAACACAUCAAGGAUGACAGGGCGGACGAUUUCCAGAAACGCUACAUUCUCAAACGAGACAACUCCAGCUUUGAUCGCGACGACAGCACGAUUCGGAUGCGUUUGAAAGCAGACAAGAAAAGCAAAUCGAUGGAGGAGAGGGAGGAGGAGUACCAACGAGCCAGAGAAAGGAUAUUUGCACAUGAUGGUGAUGAUCACUUCAUCCUGGAUAGAAGCUCUCAGGAUGAAGACGCAUGUAUGCGCACCCAGCACAGGCGGCAAAUGUUCAGGUCACGGGCCGGCCGUUCGGCUGCCAGCUGGCAAAGCAGCUCCGAGACGGACACGCUGCCGCGACAGAGCGAGCCCCGACCGUGGAGCAGCACUGACAGCUCGGACAGCUCCAACCGCCUGGCCCCGCGACCUGCCAUCACCAAGGCCAGCAGCUUCAGCGGCAUAUCCCGCAUUCUGGCGCGAGGGGACAGCAGCGCCAGCAGCAAGAGCACUGGGAGGCUUUCCAAAACAGGAUCAGAAUCUUGCAGUAGCGUCGGUUCUUCAUGCAGUUCGCUGUCUCGUCCCCACCGGCCUUUCACGGUGCCAGCCUCUUUGCGGCCCAAAAUGCCCUUAGUGCACCCGACUGCGGAUACUAAAGGCUCGGCACACAACCCUAACAUGAUCAGGAGCGCCCCGCCCUCUGCUGACGCCACAAAUUAUUAUGUGUUGUCAUUGGAGGCCUCAGGGAUACCACCUGGCAGCGUUCUGGUCAAUCCACACACAGGCAAGCCUUUCAUUCAUCCAAGCGGCAGUGGCAUCGCUUAUAAUAUGGCCAGUGUGGCACCCCCUGCUGGUAGGGGCCCACAUCAAGGGAAGGCGGCGGUGGCGGCACAUCAGCUAACCUCGGUUGCAAGCCAGCAGCAGCCACCUAAUCACCUUCACUCUCAGCCAUCCUCUGAACCUGUCCAUAACCCGACGGUCUCCUACCAUCUUCCUCCUCCUCAGUUCCUGCCCGUCUGUCCAAACCAACAGUACACUGUGCCUGACUCCCUCAACGCCCAAUUUAGUCAUAUGACCCUGGCGCAGCAGUCGUCCAGCAGUAGUGGCGCGCCAGCCGUUGAUGCCCGCCACUAUGCAGCUGUGUACCACCACCCCCACGCCCCGCUGCUACUGCAGGGAGCGCCCUCACAGCAGGUUGCCAACUACAUGGUCGCAGGGCCCUCGGGGGGCCACCCAGGGAUGCUCCAAGGCCAGCAUGUCCCACUUCCUGGUCUUAGCCAAGCAUAUGCCAGCAGCAUGCCCGGUCAUGCUGCUUUCCCCGCAUCCAGUCUGAACCAGCAACACACCAGUGUGCUCCAGCAGCACACCUACAUCCACCAACCUGUUCAGCAGAUGCCCACGUGCUACUGCUCUUCCACCCACCACCCUCAGUGCUCCAACCAACAGCAGAACUACCGUCCGCCUGUAAACCAUCUGGCCUACAAUGGCCCUCACAGCCAAAACCUGCCACCACAGCAAGUGCACCAGCCUGUGAUGUCGAGCCCUGUGUCCAGUUACCAGACCGUAGUGGGUGUGCAGCCAACACCCAACUUCACCAUCACUGCUGCCCAGCAAAGCAAUAUUGGCAGUCAGAUGCAAGGGAUGAUGGUGCAGUACUCCCCAGUGCAGUCGUAUCAGCAGGUGUCCGUGCCACAUCAGACGCACCAGCAGCCAAUGUUGGUGUCGUGCCAGCCAGGACAGGGCGCCGUGGCGGUCGCUGGCAUGCAGCCCUGCUACGGCCUCCUCCCUCCUCCAAACCAGCACACCACCUUGAGUUCCACUGUGAGUUUCCUCCCCUCUCCGAUGAUGGAGCAGCUCCAGUUUCCUCAGAACUCAUCCUCCAGUGUUGCCCAGCAGAACCAAGGCCAGCAGUACACAGCAGGGUUGUUGCCCCCACCCCCCGGCAGCGGCAUGAUGAUGUUGCAAAUAGCAGCGCCCCCCUGCCAGCAGCCCCGGGCCCCCUCCCCCUGCCAGCAGAAGCAGCCCAGCUACAAACACCUGGGCCUGGAGCACCAGCGCGGCCACCGACCGACGGAACGCCCGCCGCCUCCUGACAACACGCAGAGCAGCCUGUCCUCGUCCCCGACACUCACACCCUCGCCGGGCCAGUCGCCCAACGUCAAAGGCCUCCCAACGGGCAUCCCGUCCAUCCCCGUCAUGGCCCACCAGCACCACCUGCAGCUUCCUGCAGCCUUCUGCCACAGUGGACAAGGUGAAGCCCAUUACUCACUAUUAGGUCAGCCGCUGCAGUACAAACACGCCAUCAGACCUCCGCUGGUCCAUGCGGCGCACCUGGUGACGAAACAUCAGGGUCCAAUGGGGGUUUGGCGUAGCGGUCACGGAAGGAAGGCCGGCAGAAGAUCUUUACCCACAGACCACAGCGUAGGUGAAGCAGCAGUGAGCGGUCGGAUCUUGAAAGUGAUGGAUCCUUGACCUGGCCCGACCCUCCAAGACCUGACACUACAUCAACGCCGCAGACGCUUCCGCUUUUUUUUUUUUUUUUUUUGCCACAGCAGAACUUGUACCAGACUCCACAAAAAAAAAGGAGCUGUGGGACAAAACCAACUGCUAGGUUUUGGUGCGCCAGUGGAAGCGCCGAGUGAACCUCCAACCUCUGCUGCCUCGGUCUGGACUGUUUCACAUCCCAGACUGACCACUUCACCAAAUCAGUAUCUUCAACCUUCUCUUGUUGUACUUUCCUUUACCUCUCCACCCAGCUGACAGGUCUCUGCAGGGUGGAAACUCAACACUGUGGGCUUUUUUUCUUUUUUUUUUUUUUUUUACCUUUUUGCUGAAAUAUUAGCAAGUUUAUUAGUGUGACAAUCGAGCUAAGUUUUCAUUCAUGCCCAAACAAUAAUAAAUAUGACUGAAUAUAUAUA
This is a messenger RNA of Entelurus aequoreus (snake pipefish), 4156 nucleotides long. Its product is annotated as R3H domain-containing protein 1-like. Bases 585 to 3710 code for a protein of 1041 amino acids. Gene Ontology annotation, molecular function: nucleic acid binding. The record is from RefSeq and is a predicted model, not a curated record. The transcript is spliced from 27 exons. Lineage: Eukaryota; Metazoa; Chordata; Actinopteri; Syngnathiformes; Syngnathidae.